AUGGCCGAGUUCACCUCCUUGCCCAACGAGAUCCUCAUCCUGAUUGCCGAGUCCAUCUGCAACCGCGAUGACCGCCUUAACCUAGCCCGUUGCUCAAAGCAGCUCUAUGAGACGUUAAUGCCAGUAGCAUUUUCCUGCAUCUCAGUUCCUCCAAGCCAUUCUCUAUGGAGGAUCAGCGUCCUGGUCCACCUCCUCUUACGAAAGCCCCAAUAUGCCGAAGCAGUUCGCAUACUGGAUAUGGGAGAGUGUGGUGACAACCCGUUUCGCAACUUCAGGUACAAAAGGAGGCUCAUACUGGAGGCUCUGAAACGCGUGACCUUGACUGAAGAAGCUCUGUCGGAUUGGGAGAACCGUCUGCGCGGGAACGGCAAAUACGGGCCUGGUGCACAGCAUGAUGGCUGGUGCGCGCUGCUGUUGACGACUCUGUCCAGCGUGGAAGUUCUCAAUAUAGGUCGGGGUGACGACACAAACCACCACCAACAAAUGGUUCUGGAUGGCGUCCUCCAUAAGAAAAAGCCGUUCGACAGACUGCCGAUCCUCCGACGACUGAGAGAAUUUGCAAUGAUGGACUCGGACAACCCGGGUGAGCACCUGCACUUUGGAGCUGGCAUCCCGCUAGAUCUCGUUUUGGCGUUCUUCGAAAUCCCGACAAUGCGCAAGCUUUCGUGCUACGAUGUCUUCAACCAGGGUCCGGAAAUCAGAGUUUCGGGCUACUCCAAUAUCACACAUUUCACAAUUAGGUCUAGCUUUUGCCAGAGCGGAUUCUCGGGCCUUAUACGCGCAUGCAAAGCUCUCAAAUCUUUUGUGUACGAGCACGUUCCAUCGGCCGAACCGCUCAACCUUCCAACACUCUAUCGCUCGCUCUGUAUCCACAAGGAAACAUUGGAAAAACUUGCAAUUUACCACGAGAUAUGCAGUUGGGACCCACAGCCGGAAGACAACGUUUUCCUAGGAUCGUUUGAGAAGUUUACGAGCCUGAAGAGCUUACGUCUCCGGGCAAACAACUUACUCAGUUGGACCGAAUUCAACGAGCCCGUACUCAACGAGACCGAACUCGACGAGAGUGAAUCCGACUCACGCCUCAAUAACCAUUUAUGGGGAACAAUUCCGGACGGUCUAGAGGACUUAACCAUUGACGAGUUUACCUGGUGUCCGUGCGUCCUGUCUCUGGUGGAGGUCAUCGAGGACAUCUAUCGCAACGCGUGCCCGGACGACAAACUCUUGGAUAGUCUAAGGAUCAAUGGACGAUUUGCAAAGGGCGAGAAGCCAGUUACGGCAGCUCAGGGGCCUGACUUUCUACUACCUGGAGCAGAGAGUAUUGGUAGUUUGCUACGUAGCUCUUGCGGCGGGCGUACAUCGUUUGCAAUGUAUGAUUCCUUCCUUGAAAAGACGUACGGCGAUGGACUCAUACCAGAGGCGUGUUACCGACGCCUCGCUGAAUCCUUGAUGGAUGUAACGGACUUACAUCCUUCGCAAUCCGCGAAGGACAAUGACGCGAUUGCUGUUUCCGUUUAUGUCGGCCAGGGACGUGAGAACUCCAAUUCCGAGCCCUUGACAAUCGAACACUUUCUCUAUACGUGGGUAGCCCACAGAAUAUUUGAUAUAUCAUUAUUGAGCAUGGAGAAGCCAGCAGCAGUUAUAGCAGCACAUGUCGCGUUGAUCCUGGACCGGGUGAACGUCCCAAGCAUCCUCUGGGGCUGGACAGCACUCGCGCUCCUGCAAAGGGAUAUGAAAUUCCCAGACAUAGAAUUCGUGAUCCCGGACGACGCCACCGCCUGGGCAGUCGCGGCCCUCGUCGCAGAAAGAUAUCCCCACUGCAGAAACCCAACCUGCAUGGAAUUCGACGAAGCACGCAUGCCAAACGCAGACCACAUCACCGUCGACGAGCGGCGUCGCUACCACGUGGUCGGAUCGGCACAUUUUCACGCCCCCUGGCGCGACGAAACGUACACCGUCACCCUACUCCGGAAAUCGGAAACGCUCUUCUGGCUGCCGGAUAUACCGCGCGGCGCACCGCACCAGAACAUGGACGUCAUGCUUUCGACGGACAGCACGGUUCCUAAUGCCGGGGGUUUAGUACCAAACGGCCCGACGGGGCCAUGGUCACGUCGAUACCCGAUGAGAGUCUUGAACCCCGUGAGUUUCACGGAGUCGUAUAUCUGGCUCGAAUGCCGCGACUAUGAGCGCGACGACCGGUUCAUGGAGCUUUGGGCGAAUAUGCUUCACGAAUUGUAUGACGAUGCGAUUUUCAAGAAGUGCCUGCGGCCCCGGUUCAUGCCGGUUUGGGAGGGAUAUGUUGCGAAUCGGACCCUUGAGCCCGGACGGCCGCAUCCGUAUCUCCCGCUGCUGGACUUGAGGGAUGAGAUGAUUGAGAAUGGCGAGUUGCCUGCGAAUUUACCGGUUGCUGAUAGGAGUAUGUGGUAUUUUAAUUAA
Messenger RNA from Aspergillus mulundensis, 2433 nucleotides. RefSeq lists its product as uncharacterized. The record is from RefSeq and is a predicted model, not a curated record. The coding region runs from base 1 to 2433 and encodes 810 amino acids. The transcript is spliced from 3 exons. NCBI's taxonomy places the organism in Eukaryota, Fungi, Ascomycota, Eurotiomycetes, Eurotiales, Aspergillaceae.